Messenger RNA from Dothidotthia symphoricarpi CBS 119687, 885 nucleotides. RefSeq lists its product as uncharacterized. Bases 1 to 885 code for a protein of 294 amino acids. NCBI's taxonomy places the organism in Eukaryota, Fungi, Ascomycota, Dothideomycetes, Pleosporales, Dothidotthiaceae. The transcript has a single exon. The record is from RefSeq and is a predicted model, not a curated record.
AUGUCUUCUGUCGAAUUCGCUAUAGGAAAACCACCGUGUGAGCAUGAAGAACCCGAAACGGUUGAGGAGUUCAAAAACCUAGUUCGAAGACAUCACGAAAACACACGUGGGCAACAUGAGGAAAAAAAGACAGCUGAAGAGCCUUGCCCGAACUGCUCAUGGGUAAUUAUUCAGAAAGACGAUGCAAUAAACCGAUUCGGCAAUUCAGUCAAGGUUCGCAGACUUCUGAGACUUGGAGGUCAUCAGGCUCUGGCUCUCAGCGACGAUGUCGAACAGUACCUCAGAUCAUCAAAAACGAAACUGACAGAGGACGAAAUCGCCGCAUGUGAUGAGUUCCGCCUACUAAAGAGCAAAGCUGCUGAUGGCGGGCUUUUGGGACGACUUGGGGCUAUCAACGCCGCCGACGUUGUCAAGCCUGAAGAGAUGCAAUACUUGAUCCACCUGUUCCUUAGGAUCUUCUUCCAGAUCAUCUGUCCCGCGAAGACGAGGAUUAGGUUCUGCUGGGAGUCAUACACUGACAGAUUCGGCGACUUUUCUCUUCUACCCCUGUACCCGAGGAUUACUUUGGCGUCGGUUGAAUAUUCACUGGUUCCCCAUGGGGGCGGACUCAGUGCAAGAACAAGGAGUCGACUUGGCACUCUGCUCCAUGAGGUGGUGCAUGCGUUUGUUGAACUAUAUGUUUGCCGCACGUGUGAAGAUAUCGAGCAGGUUAGUGGACAUGGGAGAGUAUGGCAGAGACUUUCGAAUUGGAUCGAGCAGACUGCUCUUCGCCGCAUUGGGGUUUCACUGGAAAUAGGUGGGUUUGAUGAGAUAAAAGUACAUUGGAGUGAGAUUGAGCACUGGCCUACGCUCGAGGAGGUCGAGACUGAGUGGGGACUGGAAUGA